CAUCAGCACGUGGUUUGGGUACAGAAGGUAUUGGACGACUCAGACUUUUCGCGGAAGCUUAUUGAUUCGAAGAGCGUAUCUGUUAAUUACGGAGUUGUCUUCAGAUUUCCGUUUCUGUAACGUUCGCUUAGUCCGCUCGCUUUUUAAUCAAAUGAUUUAAACUUCUGGGAAAUAUUAUUACUAAGUGUUAAAUACUUCUCUCAUGGAAAAGGUUUAUAAGCUUCAAUCAUUUUUACUUUAGAUAAAAAUGUUCUAAAUGUAAACAAAAUUUAAACUGAUUAUUUAUAUCUGCUUUAAGUAAACGCGUAAGUUUUCAAUUAUGGCGACUGUUUCUUUAGAAGCAUUUCUUGUGCAUUUGAUUCACAAAGUUGAACAAUCGCGAUGCGAAAUCAACAAAAAGAAAACUAUGAUAGCCGAAUUAAGAACUUUGGAAUUUUGGAGAGCCAUUAUUGCUGAAUGUUUGGCGACUUUUAUGUAUGUUUUCUUAGUCUGUGGCUCACACGUAAUGUGGCCUCUAUAUUCCAUUAACACUCUCACAAAAUCAUUCACUACUGGACUAGCAAUGGCAACUGCGGCUCAGUGCUUUGGUCAUAUAUCUGGAGCUCAUGUGAAUCCAGCUUUUACUUUCGCUAUGGUGGUAAUACAAAAAAUUACACCACUGAGAGCUUUUCUUUAUAUAACUGCUCAAUGUGGUGGAGCUAUUGCUGGAGCUGCUUUGCUUUAUGGGGUAACAGUGCCUGGUAUGGGACACAGAGAAAAUCUAGGCUGUACAGUAAUAAGCGAAUCCUUAACAUCAUGGCAGGGCAUGGGAUUGGAAUUAGUCUUAACAUUUAUAGUAGCUUUCACAAUGUGUUCUACGGCUGAUCCUAAUCGAAAAACUCUUGGAAGUGAUGCCUUGGCAGUAGGAUUCGCUUAUUUAGUGUGCACACUAAUUGCGUUACCAGCCACUGGUGCUUCUAUGAAUCCUGCACGUUCUUUGGGACCAGCAUUUGUAAUGAAUACAUGGACAAACCACUGGGUAUAUUGGCUAGGGCCAGGUAUAGGAGGACUAUUAGCUGGAUUAAUAUACGAAUACAUAUUCGAAUCUUCUAAGAAGAUAAUGCCAAUUUAUAAAGAAAGAGUUGAUUCUGAAAGAGAUAUUUCCGAAGCUAAAGAUGACAGCGACAGCAAAUCUUCUACAGCUUUGUCAACACGAACGCAGAUACCUCCGAUACCUUUACAGCAUCCGCCUUCAGCAAAGGGUCCAUACUACAGGCCUUUAACGCCUCAUGAGGCAACCACAACGCUUAGACCACAUACUCGGAAUGCUUACACAUCAACAGCAACAUCGAAAUAUGUGCCUAGUCCAAGUACUUCUCAUCAACAGCUUCACAAUUCUGGGUACUACAAUUCGCUGCCUAGGGGUGCCGGUACUUAUAGGUCAUGGAAUGAAUACGGCAACUCUUCUCAAUUCAAAUUUUGAUUCGAAAUCUCAGUUUAAUGAAUAAAUGUGAAGAAUUUACUUAUAAAGAAUUUUCAAUAUUAAAAGAAAUUGUUUUGAGGUUAUGAAUGGGAGAUGUCCUUAUAUGGAAGCGGAUUUAAAAUAUUGCCAUAGAUUGACUGUUGAUUGGUGAAAAAUGCAUAAACUAAUUCAUAAAAAUACUAUAGAAUGUCAGAUGGUGAUGAUGCAUUAUGAAUAUCGUGAUUCUUUAAAAUAUCUAUAUUUAUUCAUUCGCAUUCUAGAAAGAUGUUUUAUUCCAAGUCUAUGUAUAUACAUUCCACGGGCUUAAGUCAUUAGAAAUUUUUUUAGAAUAUUUUUCAUUUUUUUUAAAAAAAAAAUCUGAAGUCCUGGUUAAACGAAUGAAGUUUCAAUUUUAUAUUUAAAAAUAAUUUUAUGUGGUUCUAUAUUGUAUGCUUUUACUAGUAAUUCAAAAAUAGAUGUUUCCAUAAAAAAUUUUCUCAAUAGCA
This is a messenger RNA of Parasteatoda tepidariorum (common house spider), 1947 nucleotides long. The record is from RefSeq and is a predicted model, not a curated record. Lineage: Eukaryota; Metazoa; Arthropoda; Arachnida; Araneae; Theridiidae.